Messenger RNA from Perca flavescens (yellow perch), 20802 nucleotides. RefSeq names its product obscurin, cytoskeletal calmodulin and titin-interacting RhoGEF b (gene obscnb). NCBI's taxonomy places the organism in Eukaryota, Metazoa, Chordata, Actinopteri, Perciformes, Percidae. The record is from RefSeq and is a predicted model, not a curated record. Gene Ontology annotation, molecular function: guanyl-nucleotide exchange factor activity; protein binding.
GACAAGUCUAUUUUGGAAAAGGAGGCUGCGCCGAAAUAAGCACGUCAGCUAUUUGGCAUCCUGAGGUACCGGAGAAGAAAGAAAAAAUAAGUCUAGUCAACCGCCCACCGCAGGAGACUGGGGGUGAUGUUCCACCAUUCUGGAUUUACAACCAUUUCAAGGAUAUUUGUGCACAGAGAAGAAAUUUUUGGUGGGACUUCUAAACACUGAUAUUGGAGUAACGUUAGGCUAUCAUCCGGAAAUCUUGACGGCCAACUACGUUUUAGCCCACAUGAUUCAGCGCCCGUUUUACCUGAGUGGCUGAAGACUCGAGGAGAAAAAAGAACAAACAAUGGAUCAAAACUUGUUCGGUGGAGUCCCCAGGUUUCUCACCCGCCCAAAGGCAUUCUCAGUGUGUGCAGGCAAGGAUGCCACACUCAGCUGCACUAUCGUGGGCAGCCCAACUCCACUGAUCACCUGGGAAAAGGAUAAGCUUAAGCUGACAUCUGGGGGACGCUUCAAGACCGUGGAGGAUGGAAUGUACCGCCUGACCAUCUAUGAAUUAACACUGGAGGACAGUGGUCAAUUCAUGUGCCGGGCCAAAAACAGCAUUGGGGAAGCUUAUGCUGCUGUUACCCUCAAAGUGGCCCUGCCCUCAGAGAUGGCCCAGAGGGCCCCUGUUUUCAUAGUUAAGCCUACCUCUACACGUAUAGGUUUGGGAGGUGAUGUCGUUUUCCACUGCCGGGUUGCAGCUUACCCUGAGGCCAACUUUGAUUGGGAGAAAGAUGGGCGCUACAUGGGGGAGACUAACCGUAUCAAGAUUGUUUCCGACAGUGACAGCAGCACCUUAAAGAUUCAAAGUGUGCGGAACCUUGACAGUGGCACCUACACCUGCAGGGCCCAGAACACGGUUGGCCGUUCUCACGCUGCAGCAGCUCUUGUUGUAGAGGCCCAGGAUUCCAACCACCUGGCUGCAGACAAGAACACCUCCCUCCUUUCUCACCUCCAAAAGCGCAAGGAGGAAAUGAAGAAGGACAUUUCUAUCUAUCGCACUGAAGAAAGCAGAUCCUCUCUUUCUUCCUCCUCCACAGUCAGCAUCACAGAUGGUUUGAAUUCCCACAGUCUGGAACAUGAGCUGAGGGCAUCUGCGCUGGCAAAGCUGCCCAAAGGUGUGUUCACCCGUACCUGCACAGUGACUGAAGGCAAACAUGCCAAACUCAGCUGCUUUGUGACAGGUCACCCUAAACCCCACAUUAUCUGGAGGAAGGAUGGAACAAACAUCAGCGAGGGCCGCAGGCAUGUCAUUUAUGAGGACCAAGCUGAAAACUUCAUCCUUAAGAUCCUGUACUGCAAGCAGAGUGAUAAUGGUCUCUACACGUGCAAUGCAACCAAUAUGGCUGGGCAGACCUAUAGUGCUGUGUUGGUAACAGUCAAAGAGCCUAAGGUGCCAUUCAGAAGGAAGCUGCAGGAUGUGGAGGUACAAGAGAAAACAUCAGCCACCCUAAUGUGUGAGGUUCCUGUUAGUGGCACCCUGGCCAACUGGUUCAUGGAGGAAACGCGGCUGGAGCAAAGCACCAAAUAUUACAUGGAGCAGGAAGGCACCCUGCGUCGUCUCACCAUACAUAAUGUCACAACCAACGACGAUGGUGUCUAUAUCUGCGAGAUGAAGGAGGGCAGUCGCACUGUGGCUGAGCUCACUGUCCUGGGCAACAUUACUAAGAAGCUUCCCCGGAGGACAGUAGUUCCUGUCAGUGACACUGUCAUCUUCUGUGUGGAGCUGGAGCAUCCCUUUCCGGAUGUUUACUGGACCCGCAAUGGCGAGAAGCUGAAGGAAGAUUCCCGUAUUUCGAUUGGCUGCGUGCUCAGACAGUACACACUCACAAUUAGAGAUUGCCAGGCUGAUGACUCAGGAGAAGUGGCCUUUGUGGCUGGAGACUGCAAGACUUCCACUCGAUUCUCUGUCACUGCUGCAAGGAAGCAUCCUCCCGAUCCCCCAGUCGAUGCUGUGGUGCAGAACAAGACUGACUCAUCCAUCACCAUUCAGUGGUCAUCUCCUGACAGCGACCGCCCUGUGCCCAUCAAGGGCUACAUUGUGGAGAGAAGGAAGAUUGGCACUCAGACAUGGCAGAGGUGCAAUGCUGGGGUAACCAUAGUUUUAACAGAGAUCACCGUCUGCGACUUCACAGAAGAAGCCACCUACCAGUUCCGUAUCUCUGCUAUGAAUGCCUUUGGCCAGAGUCCCUACCUGGAGGUGCCUGGAAGCUUCUACCUCGAACCCAGUGCUGAAAUCAGGAAAGGCCUAAUGAACAGUACUGCAAUCUCUGGUGAGGAGUUCUCUAUCUCCGUGGAGCUGUCUGCUGUUUGUUCCGGCUUCUGGUCUCUAAACGGCCGCCUUCUGCGCAGUGGAGCCGACUACCUCAUCACCAGAUCCAAGAACACACACACUCUGCUCAUCCGUGUCGUCACCAUGGAAAUGAAUGGAACUGAGGUCAAGUUUGUGGGUGGAGGCUCGCAAAGUAGUUGCAUUCUAUCUGUGAAGGCUCCUUCUGUUAGGUUCACCAACAAGUCAGAUCUGCUGGAGGUGGUGACCUGCAGUGCCCAAGCCACUGCUCAGCUGACUGCUGAGGUGUCAGAUUACGAUGCACAGGUGGUGUGGAUGAGGAAUGGGCGGGAGGUGAAAAUAGGAAAGAAGUAUGAACAUAUGAUCAUCGACCGCAAGAGGAUCCUUAUUGUACACAAUGUUACAGAGGAAGAUGUGGGCAUCUACGAGUGUGUUUUAGGUGAUGACAGAAUGUCCCUGCAACUCACUCUUAAAGAUGAACCUGCCAAGUUUCUAAACAAAGCCAGAGGUACCAUGGGAAUGUCAUCGUCCCUUAAAGGAGAUCUUGAGCUGAGCUGUGAGGUAUCUCCUGCCACCGCGGUCGUUGUGUGGAGAAGAGAUCAAGUGGAGAUCACUGAGGACCAAAGAACUGCCUUCAUCUCCAAAGGCACUCAAAGGAAACUCAUCAUCAAGAAUGCCAAGAAAAGUGACGAAGGACAUUAUUCCUGUGAGACAGCAGCAGACAAAGUCACAUUCCAGGUCAAGAUAAAAGAAACUCAAGCUGUAGCUGCCUUCUUCAACAAGGAGUCAGUCCAGAAGGAGGUGAAAGCUACUCUCUCCCAGAAAGCCACUCUUAGUUGCAAUGUUUCAGAUAGCAAGACAGAGGUGAAAUGGUAUAAAGACGGAAAGUUGUUGAUAUCCAGUAGGACAACAUACUCAGAAGUAAAAGACAAUACUCGUCAGCUGGUGAUUGAAAGAGUGGAGAAGAGCGAUGCUGGAGAGUACACAUGCGAAGCCGGAGGGGAUAAGCUGGUCUUCAAGGUAUUUGUGUCAGAGGUCCAGUCAGCUUUCUUCAACAAGGAAUCAGUCCAGAGGGAGGUGAAAGCCACUCUCUCCCAGAAGGCCACUCUGAGCUGUGAGGUAGUUGAUAACAAGACAGAUGUGAAAUGGUACAAGGAUGGCAAACUGCUGACUUCUAGCAAGACAAUCCAUACGGAGUCCAAAGGCAAGAGUCGUCAGCUGGUGAUCGAAAGCUUAGAGAAAAAGGAUGCUGGAGAAUACAUCUGUGAGGCUGGGACUGAGAAGUUGGCUUUUAAGAUGCAUGUUGCAGAGGCCCAGUCAGCCUUCUCCAACAAGGAGUCAGUCCAGAGGGAGGUGAAAGCCACUCUCUCCAAUAAAGCCACUAUGAGCUGCGACGUUUCUGAUUCCAAGACCGAGGUGAAAUGGUACAAGGAUGGCAAGCUGCUGACUUCCAGUAAGACAAUACACACAGAGUCAAAGGGUAAAAGUCGCCAGCUGGUGAUAGACAGCGUGGAGAAGAAGGAUGUUGGAGAAUACAUCUGUGAGGCUGGGACUGAGAAGCUGGUCUUCAAACUCCAGGUGGCAGACACACAGGUCCAGUCUGCAGUCUCUAACAAGGUGUCUUUCCAGAAGGAGGUGAAAGCUACUGUCUCCCAGAAAGCCACUCUGAGCUGGGAGAUAUCUGAUACCAAGACAGAGGUGAAAUGGUACAAGGAUGGCAAACUGCUGGGCACCAGUAAUGCCAUCCAUGCAGAGUCAAAGGGCAAGAGUUGUCAGCUGGUGAUCGACAGUGUGGACAAGAAGGAUGCUGGAGAGUACAUGUGUGAGGCUGGGACAGAGAAGCAGGUCUUUAAAAUACAUGUGGAAGGUACUUCUACAGAAGUCCAGGCUAAAUCCGCUUUCCUCAACAAAGAGUCUGUCCAGAGGGAUGUGAAAUCUACUCUCUCCCAGAAAGCCAUCCUGAGCUGUGAGGUAGUUGAUAACAAGACAGAGGUAAAAUGGUACAAGGAUGGCAAACUGCUGAAUCCCAGCAGAGCAGUUCACAUGGAAUCAAAGGGCAAGAUUCGUCAACUGGUGAUUGACAGCGUAGAGAAGAAAGAUGCAGGAGAAUACAUCUGUGAAGUCGGAACUGAAAAACUGGCAUUUAAAGUACAUGUGACAGAGAUCCAACCCAAGUCAGUCUUCUCCAACAUGGAAUCAGUCCAGAGGGAGGUGAAAGCCACUUCCGCCCAGAAGGCCACUCUAAAGUGUGAGGUAGCUGAUACCAAGACAGAGGUAAAAUGGUACAAGGAUGGCAAACUGCUGACUUCCAGUAAGACGAUCCAUGUAGAGUCGAAAGGCAAGAGUCGUCAGCUGGUGAUCGACAGUGUGGAGAAGAAGGAUGCUGGAGAAUACAUCUGUGAGGCUGGGACUGAGAAGUUAUCUUUUAAGAUGCAUGUGGAAGAAGCCCCAGCUGGCUUCUCUAACAAGGAGUCAGUCCAGAAGGAGGUGAAAGCCACUCUCUCCCAGAAAGCCACUCUGAGCUGUGAGGUUUCUGAUUCCAAGACAGAAGUGAAAUGGUACAAGGAUGGCAAGCUGCUGACUUUCAGCAAAGCAGUCCACAUGGAGUCAAAAGGCAAGAGUCGUGAGCUGGUGAUAGAAAAAAUGGAGAAAAAAGAUGCUGGAGAAUACACAUGUGAGGCUGGAACCGAAAAGCUGGUAUUUAAGCUGCAGAUGACAGAUGCAGCUGUCAAGUUCCAGAAUAAACUUGUCAAGGACACACUUAUUGUUCAAGCAAGUGAAAAAGUUGUUUUGACCACCGAGCUGACCACCGAGAGCGGUAGUGUGAAAUGGUUUAGAGAUGGUGUGGAGCUCAAGGAGGGCAGCAAGUAUGAAAUGAAAAAAGAUGGCCUUUCUCGUACCCUGAUAGUAAAAGCCACCGAAUCCAAAGACAGUGGAACAUACUCCUGUCAAACUGCUGAUGACAAACUGGAGUUUAAAGUUCAAGUUAAAGAUUCAGCUUUGAAGUUUGUUGUCCCUUUGAAACCUACUACAGUGGAGUUGGAAGGUACACUUAGCCUGAUCUGUGAACUAAAUCAAGCUUUAGGGGAUGUUGUCUGGCAGCAUGAUGGCCGUGAGAUCAAACCUGGAGGCAGACACUGUGUCAGGACAGAUGGUGCUAAGCGGGUUCUCACUGUGACGGGCAUGACUAAAGAAGAUGAAGGAGAAUACAGCUGUGAAUGUAGAAAUGACAAGACCUCUGCUAAAGUCACCUCAAAAGCACCCAGACUGGUGAGGCUAACCACCAAACUGAACAAUGUGGCUGCAAUGGAGGGAAAAGACGCCAUUUUCAAGUGCGCUGUCAACCCAGCGGAAGCCAAUGUUAAAUGGUUCCACAACAAUCUACCCGUGACUGCUGGGCCCAAGUAUAAGAUUGAGCAUGGUGGCAGCAGUUACUCACUCACCAUCACCUCUGUCACUCAAAAAGAUGCUGGAGAGAUAAGUGUUGAUGCAGAAGGCAAAAGCUGCAAAGCUACCCUACAAGUGCAGCAUGAACCUGUGACAUUUAAGAAGAAGCUAGAAAACCUGACAGUGGAGGAGCAGAGUGAAGUGAAGCUGGAGGUGGAGCUCAGUAAGCCAUCUGAAGAAGUGAGGUGGAUGAAGAACAGCAUAGUGCUGCAGCCUGUAGGAAACAUGGAGAUUUGGGUAGACGGAGCUAAGCAGGCUCUGGUCUUAAAGAGUGUGACUCAUGCUGACCGGGGCAUCUACUCCUGUGAAUCUCUGGAUGACAAAACCCAGGCCAAACUCAAUGUGGAGAUGAAGAAGAUCCAGGUAAUAAAGGGUCUAACAGAAACCAAGGCACAUGAAACAGAGACAGUAACUAUUGAGGUAGAACUCAGCCAGGCUGAUGUUGAAGGCUCCUGGACCAGGGAUGGGGCCAAGUUAAAGUCAGGGGCGAACUGCCGUAUCACAGCCCUGGGAAAGAAACACGCCUUAACGUUGUCCAAUCUCAAGAGGGAGGAUGCAGGAACUAUUGCCUUCCAAGCAGAAGGAGUGCAUACUUCUGGCAAACUGAUUGUUACAGACCCUCCUUCUAUGAUCUCCAAGCCAAUUAUGGAUAGCAGUGUUCCUGAGAAGGAGAAGUUUACUUUUGAAUGUGAAGUGUCCAGAACCAAUGCAGAUGUUAAAUGGUUCAAGGAUGAUGUGGAACUGAAACCAGGGAAGAACUUUGGCAUCCAUUCCUUGGGCCGAAAGCGCACUUUGGUCAUCAACAAAUGCACACCUGAAGAUGCAGGCACUUACAUCUGUCGCACUACUGAUGAUAACACCUCUGCCAAGCUCUCCGUUGUUGCCAGAGAUAUAAAGAUUGUUAAGAAGCUGGAGGAUGUGGAAGUGAUGGAGAAGGAGAGUGCUGCAUUUGUCUGUGAAAUCUCACACGAUGAAGUGGACUGCCACUGGUAUAAAGGAAGUAUCAAACUCAAAGUCAGUGACAACAUCAAGAUGAGACAAGAGGGCAGAAGCUAUGUACUGCUGUUUAGGUCUGUCACCCCAGAAGAUAUGGGUGAGAUUAAAUUCACAGCUGACAAGGCCUCAUCAACUGCAAAACUUAAAGUGAAAGAGCUGCCUGUCAAGUUUGUGAAGAGACUCAGGGAUAAGAUAGCGAUGUAUAAGCAUCGUGGUCAUCUUGAAUGCCAAGUGUCACGUGCCAGUGCAAAUGUGAAGUGGUACAAGAACAAGAUGGAGAUCCAACACGGCAAGAAAUACGAGAUCAAAAGUGAAGAUGUGUACCGAAAACUCACCAUCAACGAUGUGGACUCAGGGGAUGAAGACACCUAUACCUGUGAUGGCACUGAUGACAAGACAUCCUGUAAACUACUUGUGGAAGAGCAGUCCAUCAGCAUUGUGCGGGAGCUUAGUUCAGUAGAAGUGACCGAACCCUUUGCAGCUGUUUUUGAAGUUGAAAUCAGUAUGGAACUGGUGAAACCUCCUUUAUGGACUCUAAAUGGAGUUGCAGUGCAGGAAAGUGCUGAUAUUGAAAUGGAGAAAGAGGGCACUAUGCACUGUCUCACUUUCAAAAAGACCAAAGCAUCGAUGACCGGACCUGUGCAGUUUACAGCUGGGAAGAGCAAAUCUUUAGCCCAGCUCACAGUCAAAGAGCGUCCACUUGAGAUUGCAGAGCCCAUCAAAGAUGUGAAGGCGAAGGAGAAAAGCUCUGCCAUACUCACCUGCAAAUUUUCUGCCUCACCCAAAGAGGUUAUUUGGUUGAAAGGAAUGGUACCUCUGGCAGCGUCAAACAAGUAUAACAUUAAGCAAGAUGCUACAAGGGCUCAACUUACCAUUCAAAGGUUGACUGAGGAAGACAGCGGAGAGUACCGCUGUCAGUCCGGACCUGCUGAGACCAAAGGGAUACUUACUGUUGAAGUGCGUGACAUUAAGAUCACCAAGCACUUGGCUGACACAGAGGUUGAUGAAGACAGCGAUGCAGUGUUCCUAUGUGAGAUUAAUUAUGCAGAUGAAGAAGCACAGUGGCUUCUAAAUGAAAAGGUGCUCUUUACUAAUGAAGUCAACACCAUCACUCAUGAAGAGAAGGUUCACAAGCUCACACUGAAGAACUUGGCACCUCAGGAUGGAGGGACCAUCACCUUUCAAGUCCGCAAGGUGAAAGAGUCUGUGACACUUAAAGUUAAAGAGAAGCGUGCUGUGUUCCUCAAGUCUCUAGAUGAUGUCAUUGGAGAGGAGAAAGGCAUGAUAACUCUGCCAUGCGAGGUGUCCAAGCCCAGGGUUUCUCCAAUAUGGAGAAAAGAAGGUAAAGUCUUGAAGGCUGGAUCAAAGUAUGAGCUCCUUCACACAGGCAAGUCUUUGGGACUGAUCAUCAAGGACAUCACCAAAGAAGAUGCUGGAGAGUAUAGUUGUGAUCUUGGAACUGAGGUUUCUAAAGCAAAGGUCACUGUUAGAGAGAUAGGCAUUGGAAUUACCAAAUGGCUGAAGCCAGCUGAAGUGAAUGAGGGAGAGACUUGUAGCUUUGAGUGCAUCUUAUCUCGUGAGAGCACCGAUGAGUGUUCCUGGACUCUUAAUGGCCAAACUAUCGCAAAUGAAGGCCGCUUCAAAGCCACCAGUAAAGGACGCAGGUACAUGCUGACCGUUAAGGAUGUCACUCCUGCUGAUGCUGGAGAGGUGGUCUUUAACAUUAAAGACCUGAGCUCCAAAACGACAUUAACAGUUGAAGGCAAAGCUUCAUCUGUGUCUAAAGGACUACAGAAUGUUAGUGCUGUUCAAGAUGAAGAUGCUGUAUUUACCUGUGAGGUAACACAGGCUAGUUCCACUGUAAAGUGGGCCAAGGAAGGCAAAGCCAUCAAAAAGAGCCUUAAGUAUGACAUUAGCCAAGAGGACAAAGUCAUGAAGCUGACCAUCCAUAAUGUCUCUGCUCAAGACUCCGGAGAGUACAGUUGUGAAGUUGUUGGAGGUGCAACCACUAAAGCCAAGCUGGAAAUCAAGGAGCCAAUCCAUCAAUUUACUAAAGCACUUAUUGACAGCCAAGCUGAGGAGAAGAGCUCUGUGGCCUUGCGAUGUGAGACUGCACAAACCCCAUCCACUGUGAUAUGGCUUAAGGGUCACACAGAGCUCAAGGCUGGAGGUCGAUAUGAGAUGUCCCAGAAGGAGAGGGUCCUAACUCUCACCAUCAAACACCUGGAGGAGAAAGACACUGAUAUCUACACUUGUGACGUGGGCACUGCCAAGAGCAUUGCAAAGGUGACAGUCAAUGCCCUGCCUGCCAGUUUUAAAGAGAAGCUCAAGAACCAGGAGAAAAAGCAAGGGGAGACUGUGACACUUUGCUGCAAGUUAUCGAAACCUGCGGACAGCAUUCAGUGGAAGAAAGGCUCUGAAAUUCUCAAAGCUGGAGAGAAGUAUGAGAUGAAGCUAGAGGAAACCUCUUGUGAGCUUAAGAUUAGGAAUUUGGAGGUUGAAGAUAGUGGAGAGUAUUCUUGCAUGUGCGUGGACCAGAAGACAUCUGCAACUGUGAAAGUCAAUGCAUUACCGCCGACCUACAUACAGAAGCUGGAGAGCCAGGAGGCUGAGGAGGGAGCAAGUGUUACUCUGCAUUGUGAGCUCUCUAAACCUGGAGUCCCUGUUGAGUGGAAGAAGGGAACACAGGUCCUGAAGUCUGGAGAAAAGUACCAGAUGAAGCAGAAGGACUCUGUGAAUGAACUCCUAAUCAGCAAAGUGGUGCCACAAGACAGUGGAGACUACAGCUGUGUGUGUGGAGACCAGAAGACCACAGCCAGCCUCAACAUUAAGGCCCAACCAGUGACGUUCAAACAGAAGCUGGAGAGCCAGGAGGCUGAGGAGGGAGCAAGUGUUACUCUGCAUUGUGAGCUCUCUAAACCUGGAGUCCCUGUUGAGUGGAAGAAGGGAACACAGGUCCUGAAGUCUGGAGAAAAGUACCAGAUGAAGCAGAAGGACUCUGUGAAUGAACUCCUAAUCAGCAAAGUGGUGCCACAAGACAGUGGAGACUACAGCUGUGUGUGUGGAGACCAGAAGACCACAGCCAGCCUCAACAUUAAGGCCCAACCAGUGACGUUCAAACAGAAGCUGGAGAGCCAGGAGGCUGAGGAGGGAGCAAGUGUUACUCUGCAUUGUGAGCUCUCUAAACCUGGAGUCCCUGUUGAGUGGAAGAAGGGAACACAGGUCCUGAAGUCUGGAGAAAAGUACCAGAUGAAGCAGAAGGACUCUGUGAAUGAACUCCUAAUCAGCAAAGUGGUGCCACAAGACAGUGGAGACUACAGCUGUGUGUGUGGAGACCAGAAGACCACUGCCAGCCUUAACAUUAAGGCUGUGAAGCUGUCAGCUCCUCCUUCAGCUACUAAACUGGAAUCUAAGAGGCAUGAUACCAAAGAAAAAAUGGAAGCCAAGACCCCUGAAGCUCCGUUCAUAGCUGCUAAAGACGAGCACAAGAGGCAAGAGAUAUAUGAGACAAUAGAUGCUGUGACACUGCCAAUUACUGGACAGACUCCUCAACGGCAGCUCCUUGUACAGGAGAUACAGAGAGAUUCACGAGAGAUUGAAGUGGGAGGUGAAGUUGAAAACACUGCUGCUGGAGUAGCUGCAAAACACAAUACACAGAGGCAGGGGACCAAAGAGCCAAUAGCAGCAGUGAGGCUGCCAGAUGCUCCAGCAGCUGUGACAUUACUAUCUAAGGAUUCCAAAGAAGCAGUGGAAGUUACAGCAGAUAAGUCAACCGCAUCAGCAGUGACCUUCAAAGUUGAACCUGAGAAGCAGGAAUCCAAAGUUGAAGCCCAGCCUGUCCUUUUCAAAACCCAGCUGCAGAACCUUGAAAGACAGGAAGGGGAGAGCGCUAGUCUUCGCUGUGAGACCACAAAACCAGGAGCCAAUGUUGUCUGGAGGUGUGGUGACAGGGUGCUGGCGUCCAGCAGCAAGUAUCACCUGAAACAGGAAGCAACCAUAGUCGAGCUUGUCAUCUAUAAACUGCAGGGAGCUGACUCAGGAGAAUACUCCUGUGAUACAGGCAACCAGAGGACUUCAGCCGUCCUCACUGUGCAAGAGGUCGAGGUUAACAUACUGAAAUUCUUGGAGAGCUGCGUUGUAUACGAGGGUGAAGAUGUCCGCUUUGAAUGUCGGGUGUCUCAUGAGAAGGCACCUCUGGCCCAGUGGAAACUCCAGGAUGUCCCACUACAGAAUAAUGAAAUGAACCUGAUCAAGUCUGAGGGUCGGGUACACAGCCUCACACUCAGAGGCGUUACUGCAGCUGACUCAGGAACAGUCACUUUCACAGUGGGUAACCAUACUUCCACUGCUUCUCUGACAGUCAGAGCCGCACCUGUACUAUUCAAAAAGGAGCUGGAAAGUCAAGAAGCCACUGAAGGAGACAAGGCCACCCUGUCCUGUGAGACAUCCAGCCCUGACUGCAAGGUGACCUGGCUGAAGGGCUCAACUGUGCUCACCCAUGGGGAGAAGUACAGUAUGGAGCAGAGAGCUAUCACUCACAUCCUGGUCAUACACAAACUGAAUGUGAAGGAUAGUGGAGAAUAUACCUGUGAUACAGGGGACAAGAAAAGUACAGCUACCCUGACUGUGAAAGAGCAUGUGCGCCUCAUCCGAGAACUCUGCGAUAUCACUGUGACCACUGGGCAGGAUGCUGUCUUUGAGGUUGAGUUGUCACAUUCAGGUGUGACAAAUGGGGAAUGGUGGCUUGGAGACAACCUCCUCCAGAAUAAUGAUCUAAAUCAAAUGAGCAGCCAGGGCAGAGUGCACCGUUUGACCCUUAAGAUGGUGACCACAGAUGAAUCAGGGGAUGUUGCCUUCGUGCUGGGAGAAGAGAAGAGUGUGGCUUGUCUUCUGGUGGAGGAGAAACCCAAAGUGCUAAUACUAGAGAAGCCACACAACACUGUGGCAGUAGAGGGCGAAACUGUCACUCUGGCCUGCACCAUCUCUGACGCCAAAGCCACAGUCACCUGGAUCAAAAACAAAGCGGCCAUCCAAGCGGGUCUUAAGUAUGACCUGAAGAACAACGGAGCAUUCCACCAGCUUUGCAUCCACAACCUGGUGCCCGAGGACUCAGGAGUGUACACCUGUGACACUGGAGAUGCACAGUGUGACGUCACCUUGACUGUGGAAGGUGCCCCAGUGUUUUUCCACAAAGAGCUCAAGAACCAGGACACCAUAGAGGGGGAUGAUGUUACCCUAUGCUGCGAGCUUUCUAAGCCAGGUGUUUGUGUUGAGUGGAGGAAAGGAGGCAUUGUCCUCCAGCCCAGUAAGAAGUAUGAGAUGAGGCAGGAGGGGUGCAUUCAAGAGCUCUGUAUUCGGAACCUGGAGCCUGAGGACAGUGGCUACUACACCUGUGAUGCAGGAGACCAACUGACCACAGCUUCUUUGGCAGUGCAAGUGAAAGAAGUCUUCAUUGUGUGUGGUCUUAAGACCGUCGACGUCUUUGUUGGGGAAUGGGCAACCUUCUCUUGCCAACUGUCUGGUAGGGCACCUGGCAAGGUGCAGUGGUGGCUGGAUGGCACCUUGCUGGAGAACAGCCCCUUUAGUGAGAAUGGGCUGAGCCACGGCCACAUCCACACACUCACCUUAAAGAACCUGGCCACAGAUGAUUCUGGCACUGUUACGUUCAAAGCUGGCAGUUUAACAUCAUCAGCCAAGCUCUUAGUCAAAGAUCCCACAGUUGAAGUGGUGAGCGAGAUGGAGGACCUUUGGGUGCUCGAAAACCAACCAGCUGAGUUCAUCUGCCAGUACUCUAGGCCAGUCAAGGCUCAAUGGAAGAAAGACGGGCAGCCAUUGCAGCCUGAUGGCCGAAGGGUGGUAGUGGAGCAGGACUGGAAUGUGGCUCGCUUGUACAUUAGCCAUGCGUCCGCUGAGGACAGGGGCACAUAUUCCUGUGAGACAGAGGGGACCUGUGCGGUCGCUUCACUUUAUGUGGAAGGCAAACCCAUUCACAUUGUCCAGGGCUUGGAGAAUGUAGAAACCUUUGAUGGAGGGGAAGCGCUGUUUGAGUGUGCCCUCUCUCGUCCUGAGAGCAAAGAUUGCCACUGGUUCCUUGAUGGAAAACAGGUGAAGGAAUCCCCUAAUGCUGAGAUUGUGACAUUUGAGAGCGGUCUUCGUCAUCUGCUCCUGCUGAAAGAGUUGCGAGUGAAAGACAGUUGCACAGUUACCCUCAAAGCUGGCACAGCAUCCACAUCUGCCCAACUCUCUGUCAAAGGCUGGCAGCUGGAUGUUGUGAAGGGCCUUGAGGACAAGGUGGCUGCAGUGGGAGAGAAGGUAGAGUUUUGUGUUGAGCUCACCGAGCCUGUCCCUUCAGCAGAAGUAGCCUGGUAUGCUAAUGGCGUUGAGAUUAAGUCCAGUGACCUCUGGGCUAUGAGGGCUGACGGCUGUUCUUAUCGCCUUGUCCUGAGAAAGGCACCUCUUUUGCCUCAGCAGGAAAUUACAUUUGCUGCUAGAGAUGCUCUCUCUUUGGCCAAGCUCACGAUCAUCACUGUACCUGAUCCUCCAGAGGACCCAGAGGUCCUCAGUAAGACAGACAAGUCUGUCACCCUCUCUUGGUUCACUCCUCUACAUGAUGGAGGGAGUCCCAUUCUGGGCUACAGGGUGGAGAUGCGGCUGGUAGACAGUGCUCUCUAUCUUCCAUGUCAUUCUGAACCUGUGUGCAACACAGAGUUUGUGGUUGAAAAUCUUAUCCCAGGGAGUGGCUACAGGUUUAGAGUGGCAGCCAUCAAUAGAGCUGGGAUUGGAGAGCCUGUUGAGUUACCCCAGACUGUGCAGCUUGAGGCACCCAUUCAGCCAACAAUCUGCCCAGGUAUAGAGGCAAAACAGGUUGAGACUGAGAUAAUGGGGCAACCCAGUCUGCCUCCAGAAGCUGCUGAAGAAGGUGAUGUCCAUGAGCUAUGGGAGGAAUCGGCCAAGAAACGGCGCAUGAGUCGAGAACCCACUUUGGACCCUAUCACUGAACAACCUGAGGAGGACGGUAAAGGUGGUAAAAAAAAAACAGAAAGACAGAAAGAGCUGAAGGCCUCAGAGAAAGUGGAGAUAAAAUCAGUAGAGAAGGAGCAGGCCAUUGCGUCUAAGAAGCAGACAGAGUCUAAAUUGUACACCAGCUCUGAGGAUGAGUCUGUUCCUGGGGGUUCAACGCUUGUCUCUUACCUCAAGAAGAGCAGCACGUCUACUGUUACAGCGACCAAUGAGGCAGAGACUCUGACUACUGAGAGGUUCUUUGCACAUUUCCAGAUGACAGAGCAGAAAUCAGUGCAGCAGACUAAAGUGGAAACAACCACAAUUCAGCAGACAGAUGCAAAACAGGUGUCUACAGGGGAGAGUAACAUCAUGGAGAUCAGUAAAGAGGAUGAGCCUGAGCUCAGAGAUGCUGCCAUUAAGAUUCAAGCUGCCUUUAAGGGCUUCAAAGCCCGCAGGGACAUGCGCCCUGUCUUUAAAGAUGUCUUUAAAGACCAGACCAAAGAACCUAAUGACACCAUACAUCUAGAAUGUGUGGCAGAAGGUAAACCUGAUAAAGUGCGCUGGCUAAAGGAUGGAGAACCACUGACCGAUGGCAAGCACCACCAUAUUGAUAUCUACAAUGACGGUACUUGCUCACUGGUCAUCCCUGCCAUCACCACAAAGGACACUGGGGUUUACAUUUGUGAGGUCACCAACAAGUUUGGAGUUACUUCUCAUAGUGGUAAGGUCACAGUAGGAACGGCGAGAGAAUCAUCUGGGCGACGGCCACUGACCGUGGGCUACAGUGCCGACAGCGAGCCUGAUAGCUCCUCAGGAAGUGAGAUGGAUGAGUCACUAAGGCAGGCAAGCAGACGUCUCCGGCGCCUGCUGCGCACACGUCUCCCACCAGAUGUUGAGGAAGAACCAUUUCUCAGCGCAGAUGAGGGAGACCUUGGUCCUCCAGAUCCCCACUCUUACCGGGAGGACGACAGUUUCAUCUACAUUCGCUUUGACUCAAGGGCAGAGGCUGAGGUUGCCUCAAAGAGGUUCCAGGAGAUGUUUACAAUCAGUGGGGUUCCUGUGGAGACCACCAUCCUGGAGGCAGGGCCUCUCAAGGUGGAGCUACGAAUUAGAAAGAUGGGCUACACGCAAGAUGGUACACAGACCCCGACACAAGAUAGACAGCCUCCUGCCUUUCUGGCUGGAGCCCCCGCUGCCCCAGUUUUCUUGACAGAGCUACAAAGUCAGGAUGUUCCAGACGGUUAUCCAGUCAGCUUUGACUGUGUUGUGAUUGGCAAGCCCCCUCCAACUGUUCGCUGGUAUAAGGACGGAAAAUUGCUGGAGGAGAAUGACCAUUACAUGAUCAAUGAAGACCAGGAGGGCUGCCACCAACUCAUCAUUACCACUGUGCUGCCCACUGACAUGGGUGUCUAUCGUUGCACAGCUGAAAACAGCAGCGGCAUCGCAGCCACUAAGGCUGAACUCAGGGUUGACAUGUCUUGCAGCUCAGAUUAUGACACUGCUGCUGAUGCCACUGAGACAUCUUCCUAUGUCAGUGCCAAGGGCUACAUGUCCAGGGAAACAGAGACAUUUGAGUCGGUGGCUGAAGAUGAUCAGCUACCACAAGUUGUGGAUGAGCUUCAUGAUGUUCAUGUCAGUCCAGGUUCACCUAUUGCUAAGAUACAGCUCAAAGUAAAGGGCUUCCCCAAACCCAGAGUAUACUGGUUCAAAGAUGGCCACCCUCUGCGACCUUCAGAAAGGAUUCUGUUGCUUACACAGAGAGAUGUUCAUGGAGUGGAGAUCCUGGAGGUGAAGAAAGAAGAUAUGGGGGAGUAUUCUGCUUACAUCAGCAAUGUAGCUGGUUCUGCUUACUCCUCUGCCCGCCUGAUAGUUCUGAGUCCGGGGGAGAUGAUGCCACAAGAUAAAAGAGACCCCAAGGUGCCUCUGGUGCCACCCCGCUUCAUUGAAAGGUUCAGCAACAGAAAGGUGAAACAAGGAGCCAGCAUCACUCUUUCUGUCAAAGUAGAAGGCUCUCCACCUCCUAUGGUCUCCUGGCUAAAGGAGGAAUCAAUGGAAGAUGUCCUGUGGAUCAAGGCUGAUACCAAGGGAUACAAAAUAGCAAGCUCUGGGCGCCAGCACAGCCUCAUCUUGAUGGACGUGGGCACAGAAUACACUGGCACCUACACCUGCAUUGCCACAAAUAGAGCAGGACAGUCCAUCUGCACUGCCCACCUAGAGGUUGAUGACAUACCACAACCAAAAAAAGAGACCAAAGCCUCAGAGGUUCUUGGAAUUACAGUUAGUCCUCCAGAAGAGGAAGCUGGCAGAGGAAAAGAGGGUAAAAUGCCCUACCUAGGUGAAGUAGGUACAGAGGAAUUCCUCAUGAAACUCACCUCCCAGAUUACUGAAAUGGUAUCAGCCAAGAUUACGCAAGACAGCUUACAGAAUCAGGAAGUGCUCCAGUGGAUGAAAUCUUGGCCCAAAACUACCACUUCAUUACGCGUACCAGGUGUUGACAGUGAUGAUGAGACCAAGACUCCUUCUCCAUCACCUCAUCAUGGUCGCUCUCGUCCUCCUUCCCUCAUUGCUGACUCCUCCUCUGAGUCUGAUGAGGGGGAUGCCAGGGGAGAGAUGUUUGACAUCUACGUGGCAACGGCUGACUACAACCCCACCAAAGCAAGCAAAGAAUCCAUCUCUCUAAAGGAGGGACAGUAUGUUGAGGUUUUGGACUCAGCUCAUCCACUCAAAUGGUUAGUCAGGACCAAACCCACCAAAACUACACCAUCCCGCCAAGGUUGGGUCUCACCUGCCUACCUGGACAAGAAACUCAAACUCUCUGCUGAUACAAGUGACCUUCCAGAGACAAGUGUAGAGGAGGUGUCUGAGGGUGAAUACAAGAGGAAAUUAUUCCAACUGAUCCAAGACCUGAUAAAUGGUGAAUCACAGUUUGUAAAAGAAGUAGACUUCUUUACAUCCCAUCACAUGAAGCAUGCAGACAGCCCUGAUACACCGCCUGAUGUCAGCAGCCAAAAGGAAGCCAUAUUCAGGAACAUUGAUGAUAUCAAGUCCUUCCAUAGCAAGGCAUUCCUCCCAAAGUUGAACGACUGUGACACAGAUGACGACGUAGCCAUGUGCUUCCUGAAGAACAAGGACGGCUUCGAGAAGUACCUCCAGUAUCUUGUCGGUCAGAGUCAGGCUGAAUCUGCUGUCAGUGACAAGGCUGUUCACAGCUUCUUUAAGGAGUACACAGAGAAAGUACAAGCCAGUGCAGACCCUGCAGAUCCCCCUGUACGCAGCAUCAACGCCAGCCUCCAACAACCACUGGAGAGGAUUCAGAAGUACAAGGCCGUCCUCAAGGAGCUCAUCCGAAACAAGGCAAAAAAUGGCCAGAACUGCUGCCUACUGGAAGAAGCUUAUGCCAUGGUGUCUGCGCUCCCUCAGCGCUCUGAGAAUACCCAUCAUAUCUCCAUGAUCGAGAACUAUCCUGCCACACUGGAAGCAUUAGGAGAGCCAAUGAGACAGGGACCCUUCCAAGUGUGGGAAGGGGCUCCAGGAAUUAGGACGUCCUCUAGAGGUCACCACCGGCACGUCUUCCUGUUUAAGAACUACUGUAUAAUCUGCAAACCGAAGAGAGACAGCAACACUAAUACACAAGCAUAUGUCUUUAAGAACAUGAUGAAGUUGAAUAACAUUGAUGUGAAUGAGUCAGUGGAGGGUGAUGACCGUGCCUUUGAGAUCUGGCAUGAACGCGAGGACUCUGUGAGGAAAUACACCUUGCAGGCCCGAACUGUUAACAUCAAGAACUCAUGGCUGAGAGACUUUAGAGAACUGCAGCAGCGAUACAGCAUGCCUGCAUGGAGUCCUCCUGACUUUGAUGAAAUUCUGGCAAACUGCACAGCAGAGCUGGGACAGACUGUUAAGCUGGCCUGCAAAGCCACUGGAGUACCCAAACCUGCCAUCACUUGGUAUAAGGAUGGACGUACAGUGGAGGCAGAUCCUCAUCACAUCAUCAUUGAGGACCCUGAUGGUUCCUGCACACUGAUCUUGGAUAACAUGACAGCAGAUGAUUCCGGCCAGUACAUGUGCUUUGCCUCAAGCUCGGCUGGCAAUGCCAGCACUCUUGGCAAGAUCACUGUACAGGUGCCUCCUCGCUUUGUGAAUAAAAUGAGGAAUACUACAUUUGUUGCUGGUGAGGACGCUCAGUUCACCUGCGUCAUACAGAGCGCCCCCAACCCCAAGAUCAGGUGGUUCAAGGAUGGCAGGCUGCUGACUGACCAGGAAAAGUAUCAGACCUACAGCGAGCUCCGCAGUGGGGUUCUGGUCUUGGUAAUAAAAAACCUGACAGAGAGAGACCUGGGACACUAUGAGUGUGAGUUGUCCAACCGUCUGGGCAGUGCCAAGUGUGCUGCUGAUUUAGUUCCACUGUCUGCUGUGUCUCGCACUGGUGAGCAGGCCAUCACUAUUGAAGUUACUGAGCAGGAGACUAGAAUACCAAAGAAAACCAUCAUCAUUGAGGAGACUAUAACCACUGUGGUGAAGAACCCACGUAUGAGGAGGCACAAGUCCCCCGGCUUAACUGUUGCUGGAGCCCACCGCUCGGAGACCUCCACCCCAGAGCCCCCCACAGCCAGGCCGAGGAGGAUGCCCACUCCAAGAAAGACCACCAUCCCAACCCUCUAUGUUACUGAGCCCCAGGGUGCUGGAGCCAGGGCCAUGGAGAGCAAGCCCAGGUGGGUUGAGGUAGAGGAGGUCAUUGAGUAUAAGGUCAAUAAAUCUCCCAGGCUGCCCAGGAGGAGAGGUAUCUCACCGGCAGGGUCUGAUCGUGCAGCCACUCCUUCCAGACCCAAAAGGUCUCAGCCGGAAAAAAACCCAAACGCUAACAAUUCCAACAACAAGCUGGUGGAGCAGGCCCAGCUGCAGGGAGACAUCAGCAGCCAGCCGCUCUCCUGGGACGAAGAGGAGGGUAAUGUUUCCUCUGUCUCUGUCUCUGGAGUCACUGGAGAGCCACAUGAGCUCUCAUCUGUCCUCACUCCAGCUGGAGAGGACAGCGAGGACAUGGAUGAUGAACAAACCGUCAUCUUUGAACCUGAUGAUGAAGAUGAUGAUGAUCACAAUUCACUUGGAAAGCAGGAGCCUAAGAUUCUGACACAAGGAGGCCGUGUUCUGACCCUCGAAGACUUGGAGGAUUACGUCCCAGAAGAAGGAGAGACUUACGGUUCCUCCAGCACCCACAGCCCUGCUGCGGAAAAGCCCUGUGAGAUCUCCGUGCUCCAAAGGGAGAUCGGCGGGUCCACAGUGGGACAGCCGGUGCUCCUCAACGUGGGGCGGCCUGUCGUGGUCCCGAGGCAGAGGAGCGGCUUCUUCAGCCGCUUCAGGGAUCAUCUCUCCAGCAGCCUUUUCUCAUCUGCUGUCCCCCAAGCCAGCGGAGCCCAGUCCAGGACGGAAAGGCAUGUCCCCAUCCAAGUGAGCCACGCAAAACUGGAAGUGAAGCCUUCAUACUGCUCAGAGGUGCAGAGAGUUGAGGGUGGGCAGCAGAGCUUUAAAACCAAAGUGUCAACUCAGACCUACGGCUACACGUCAGUGGGCAACCCAGUCACUCUUCAAAUUAGUGAUAACCUUUAUCAGAACCAAUAGUAGCAACUAAUUUUAAUCUGGUACCACAAACCCUCUGAGUCUUAAAUGGGGACAUUUCUACUUACAUGAGGAAUAAGACAUAUCCUAACCUAAAGUAUAUUUACUGCAUUUGACAAACCAUUCCAUUUUGAAGCUGCCUUUCAGAAAAUAGGCUCAUCCUCUGAGUUUUUUUCUUGACAAAUGGUUCGAGUCAGAUUGCCUUUUUAGACUAGGCAAGUUGGAAAAUAUGUCACUGUAAGCAUGCAUCAGUCCCACUUACACUUGCUUUAUGACAUGGAAUAUGUGUUGUACAAUAUACAUGGUGGACAGAAAAAAAAGGAAAUUAAGGUUUGACAUUUUACUGAAGAACAAUGUCAUCGUCUUUUGUUGACUUAAAUUGUAUUUAAAGAAAUACGUUUCACCUCAACACACCUUCACAAAAUCAUGAACCUUGACUCACCAAUAUUAACUGAUCCAGGCAUUAUCCUUAGUGAUGACUCAUAUAUACAAAAACAAAUAGUUAUACAGUAUAUUUAGGUAUAUAUAUUUUUUCGGUUUCACCUUUGUACCUUUUUAGAAAUGUUACCUUUUGCACUUUAGCAGUGCUUUAGAUUCCUGGAGCAGCAAAUGUUGGAGUUAAUGACUAUUAGUGAUGCCAUGUUUCUAGUUCAAUAUUGCUAUAAGUUCAUUUAAAUAUGCAACACUGAUGAUGUACAAUUAACAACAGAACGUUGGUGAUCGUUGUGAUCGCUGUUUAAGUUUCAUCAAAGAUCUGCGGUCAAAAUAUAGUCAGUUUGGCAAAAUCACAGAUAAAUGCUCUACUACUUUGGUUAUUUGUGAAUAACUUGUUGGUGAGCAGCUUGAACAAACAUGGCCUUUCUACGAGCAGAUCAUGUUGAAGGUGAACCUGUUUCACAUCAGAUCUCUGUGUUUGACUGCAUUUGUGUCAUUUAUUAUUAUUGUGAAACAGAUGUUUCUACCAUUAAUUGAAUGUAAUGCUCAGCUUUACAGACAUGUUUGUGUAUGUUAAUGCAGUGAAAUCACCUGUGAAUUCACAGGAUAUCACAGGGUCAGUCAUAUGUUAGUGAUAGAUGUUUAGAUGAGUGACUGCAUGUAUUUGCUUUUCCAAGGCAAUGUGUUUAUCCAGUGUAACCACAUCUGUAAUGUUGUAUUUGAUUGCGAGCAAAUGUUUGUGCAAAGUACUUGAGCUCACAGAAUUUACUACCUUUUCAAUUCAAAAAGUGACUACAAUUUAGUAACUGCUCACUUAAAGAUUUGUGGUGUUUGUGUUGCUUUUAAAGGUCUUUUGGUCAGCUACAAGGAUCAUGUUAUGUAUUAAUAUUAAAGCACUAACCGAUUGUAAUUGCUUGUACUUUACAUGUGUAGUUUUUGGGAAACAUGUUUGAGUACUCAGUGUUAAUAAAUAGAUGUACUGCAAAUAAUAA